This is a messenger RNA of Naumovozyma dairenensis CBS 421, 1599 nucleotides long. It is a transcript of the gene NOG2, whose product is annotated as putative GTPase NOG2. Gene Ontology annotation, cellular component: nucleolus. Gene Ontology annotation, molecular function: GTP binding. The transcript has a single exon. The record is from RefSeq and is a predicted model, not a curated record. The coding region runs from base 1 to 1599 and encodes 532 amino acids. NCBI's taxonomy places the organism in Eukaryota, Fungi, Ascomycota, Saccharomycetes, Saccharomycetales, Saccharomycetaceae.
AUGGGUACCGGUAAGAAGGAAAAGCAAAGAAGAGUCCGUCAAAAUGACACCAGGGACGGUAACCUACGAGUGAAAGGUGAAAAUUUCUACAGGGAUGCCAAAAAGGUUCAAUUCUUAAACAUGUACAAAGAUGGUAAAUCCAUCCGUAAUAAGAGGGGUGACUUGAUCCGUGCAGCUCCUUUACAAGAUGCAACUAUCCCAGACGCUAAAGUACAACCUGACCGUCGUUGGUUUGGGAAUUCUCGUGUCAUUUCUCAAGAUGCUUUACAACAUUUUAGAUCUGCUCUUGGUGAAACUUCAAAGGACACCUACCAAGUCCUAUUGAAAAGAAACAAAUUACCCAUGUCAUUAUUGGAAGAAAAGGAUAGUAGUGAUUCUCCUCAGGCCAAAAUUUUAGAAACGGAAACUUAUACUCAAGCAUUUGGACCUAAAUCACAAAGAAAAAAACCAAGAAUCGCAGCAUCAAGUUUGAAUGAUAUCGUACAAAGUGCCGAAAAUGAUUCAAAGAAAUAUGAAGAAAAAGUGGAACUGGAUACUACUUUAGGGCUUAUGGCUGGUACUCUUGACGAUGAAGUCAAUGGAUGGUCUCAAGUAGCUAAGGAACAUAUUUUCAGUAAGGGUCAAUCCAAACGUAUUUGGAAUGAAUUAUAUAAAGUUAUUGAUUCAUCAGAUGUGGUGAUUCAUGUCUUAGAUGCAAGAGAUCCAAUGGGGACUCGUCGUAAAUCAGUGGAAGAAUAUAUGACCAAAGAAACUCCACAUAAACAUUUGAUUUAUGUCUUAAAUAAAUGUGAUUUGGUACCCACUUGGGUUGCUGCAGCUUGGGUUAAACAUUUAUCAAAGGAACGUCCAACUUUAGCCUUCCAUGCAUCUAUUACCAAUUCUUUCGGUAAGGGUUCUUUAAUUCAAUUAUUACGUCAAUUUUCUCAAUUACAUAGUGAUAGAAAACAAAUUUCUGUUGGGUUCAUUGGCUAUCCAAACACGGGUAAAUCCUCUAUUAUUAACACAUUAAGGAAAAAGAAGGUUUGUCAAGUGGCUCCAAUCCCAGGUGAAACUAAAGUUUGGCAAUAUAUCACUUUAAUGAAAAGAAUCUUCUUGAUUGAUUGUCCAGGUAUUGUACCACCUUCAACAAAGGAUAGUGAAGAAGAUAUUUUAUUUAGAGGUGUAGUUAGAGUGGAACAUGUCUCGAAUCCAGAACAAUUUAUCCCAGGUGUUUUAAAACGUUGUCAAGUUAAACAUUUAGAAAGAACUUAUGAAAUCUCAGGUUGGAAAGAUGCAACUGAGUUCAUCGAGAUGUUAGCAAGAAAACAAGGUAGACUGCUGAAAGGUGGUGAACCAGAUGAGUCUGGUGUUUCGAAACAAAUUUUGAAUGAUUUCAAUAGAGGUAAGAUCCCAUGGUUCGUUAUUCCUCCAGAAAAGGAAACUAAAGAAGAAGAAGACGACGACAAAAAGAAGUCUGGUGUGAAGAGAAAAGCGGAAGACACUGCUGAAGACAUCAAAGAAGGCCAAGAAAAGAAUCAAGAAGAAGACGAAGAACAAGAACAACAGUCGGGAAAGAAAGAAAUAGAGAUAACUGAAACCAAGAGAGUGAAAACUGCAUGA